AUUCUAACUGACGUCAUACUAUGUGACAAGUAAGUAAGCAAGGAGUAUCCUCAAGCAAGAAAUCGCCUCAACUGUAAUUUUAAUUUUAGUUAACUGAGCGAUUUUAAAGACUUUUCAUCUUUUGCGGCCGCGACUCGGUUGUAUGGAGUCUCACAUGCUCUCGGCAAUUUAACAGAAAACAGCAGCCACAUGAUCGUGCUAGCCAAUUUAGCAAGGUAAAGAUUAAAUGCCAUGGAAAACUACAGAAAAGAGCGCACUGUGGAGCAGCCGUGCCCGUGUCCGUUCCCUAACCUGUCCAGCGACACUCCUGAAGUUCGGGUGAAGGAUGGCAGCAAAAUCCGCAACCUGAUGAGGUUCGCUUUGAGCCGAAUGGAGGAGAUUGAAGCCUCAGCAGAACAGUCAGGCACCCAGGAAGGUUCACAGGUGACAGCGGGGUUGGUGGAGAAGCCGUGCCGGCAAAUGGUGUUUACAGGUACGGGCACUAGCGUGGCUAAAGCCAUCACGUGCGUGGAGAUCCUGAAACGCCGCGUGCACGGUCUACAUCAAAAUACCACUCUGGUCUAUCGAAGUGUUCAGGAGGUGUGGGAACCUCUGGUGCCGGAUGCAGGGCUGGACAGUCUCACGGUCAGUAGGAAUGUGCCUUGUAUAUGGGUACUGCUCUCCAGAGACUCGCUUGACAGUAACCAGCCAGGUUAUCAAGCACCAGGUUCCUUUGAUGCCUUGUGGACACAGGCUCUUAAAGAGGAAGCAUCCGCUCAGAGACAUUCCCAAAAAAAGAAGAGGGGUAGUAGAACAGGGACUGGCAGAGGAAAGGGUAUGCGCAAGCACCCGGGUGGACCUGGAGAAACUCGGAAGUCUGUAGGUCAUGCAAAGGGUGGGCAUGAAUGAAAGUUGCAGAUUUUGAAACAUUAGCUUAGCUUGGCGCAUACUGACUCAUACGUUUUCUCUGGAAUGUAAGGUUAUUCAAUGUGUUAUUGAAAAAUUAUUAUUGAUGAGAUAUUAUCAAUAAUAUUAGCACCAGCAUAUCUUUUUGUUAAAAUAUUACUGUGGAAGAUUGCGUUUAUAUUCUAUAAUGACUAUUCGUUAGUCAAAGAAUUCUGCUGGGUUACUCCUUAGAUAUUGGUCUUGAUUGUUUUUUUUUGCUGAGAACAUCUAUCAAAA
Molecule: messenger RNA, 1161 nt
Organism: Triplophysa rosa
Lineage: Eukaryota; Metazoa; Chordata; Actinopteri; Cypriniformes; Nemacheilidae
Gene: rpp25l
Product: ribonuclease P/MRP 25 subunit-like
Exons: 2
Coding region: 232-888 (218 amino acids)
Biological process (GO): tRNA 5'-leader removal
Cellular component (GO): ribonuclease MRP complex
Molecular function (GO): RNA binding
Source: RefSeq, a predicted model, not a curated record